Ficedula albicollis (Collared flycatcher) is the source of this 1026-nucleotide messenger RNA. RefSeq names its product opioid receptor delta 1 (gene OPRD1). Gene Ontology annotation, biological process: neuropeptide signaling pathway; G protein-coupled opioid receptor signaling pathway. The record is from RefSeq and is a predicted model, not a curated record. The coding region runs from base 154 to 1026 and encodes 290 amino acids. The transcript has 2 exons. Gene Ontology annotation, molecular function: neuropeptide binding; G protein-coupled enkephalin receptor activity. NCBI's taxonomy places the organism in Eukaryota, Metazoa, Chordata, Aves, Passeriformes, Muscicapidae. Gene Ontology annotation, cellular component: membrane; neuron projection.
UGCACGUGGAAAGCUGCUGAGCCCGCUGGUGCUGCACCAAGGCACAUCACAACAGGUGUCACUUGUGAGCAGACAGGCUGAGCCCCCCUCACCACAGCAGCGCCCUGACCACCUGGACCAUGUCCGUUCUCUGCCCCCCCCAGGUACACCAAGAUGAAGACAGCCACUAACAUCUACAUCUUCAACCUGGCACUGGCUGAUGCCCUGGCCACCAGCACCCUGCCCUUCCAGAGCGCCAAGUACCUCCUGGAGACCUGGCCCUUCGGGGAGCUGCUCUGCAAGGCUGUGCUCUCCAUCGACUACUACAACAUGUUCACCAGCAUCUUCACCCUCACCAUGAUGAGCGUGGACCGCUACAUCGCCGUGUGCCACCCGGUCAAGGCCCUGGACUUCCGCACGCCGGCCAAAGCUAAGAUCAUCAAUGUCUGCAUCUGGGUGCUCUCCUCCCUCGUCGGGGUGCCCAUCAUGGUCAUGGCAGUCACCAAGUCAAAAGAUGGCGUGGUCCUGUGCACUCUCCAGUUUCCUGAUCCUCCCAUCUACUGGGACACCGUGACCAAGAUAUGCGUCUUCAUCUUUGCCUUCCUGGUGCCCAUCCUGGUCAUCACCAUCUGCUACGGGCUGAUGAUCCUGCGCCUGAAGAGCGUGCGGCUGCUCUCGGGCUCCAAGGAGAAGGAUCGCAACCUGCGGCGCAUCACGCGCAUGGUGCUGGUGGUGGUGGCCGCCUUCAUCAUCUGCUGGACACCCAUCCACAUCUUCGUCAUGGUCUGGACGCUGGUGGACAUAGACAAGAAGAACCCCUACGUGGUGGCCAGCCUGCACUUCUGCAUCGCCCUGGGCUACACCAACAGCAGCCUCAACCCCGUCCUUUACGCUUUCCUGGAUGAGAACUUCAAGCGGUGCUUCCGCGAGUUCUGCCUGCCCGCGCGCGCCCGCGCGGAGCCCGGCGGCUUCUCCCGCGCCCGCAGCACCACGCGCGAGCUGGUCUCCACCUGCAGCCCCGCCCAGCCCCGCGCCAGGCCCGCCUGA